GGAGGGGGAGGGUUUUGUUGUGUCGCCGGUGUAACGUCGCUUUAAAGAAACAAGGUAACUUUAUAUUUCGGUUCUCUUUAUUGAAAUUGUUACACCAACAUAACUUACCAGCCCUUUGAAGGAGGAAAAAAAAAAAGGAAAGAAGGACAAAAUAAGAAAAGAAAAACGGCUACCCUAGUUUUUUUUUCUGGAGCGCAUCUGUUCAAUUAACACGUUACAUACAUUCAUAAAUGAAUGUAUAUGCAUACGUAUUUUUACACACUUUGUACCCAAGCAUACACAUUGACGCUAAAUCAAUACAUUAUAAAUAUAUACACACCUACUUCUAUAUACAAGCAUGCAUGCUUAUGCUGACUAUAUAUAUGUAUGUAGACAUAUAUAAAUACGUAUUUUUUUUACACCCGCAUAUAUACUUACGUCGUAUAUAUAAAUACACAAGUAUUUCUGUAUACAAGCAUGCAUGCUUAUGCUAAAUAUAUAUAUGUAUUUGGACAUAUAUAAAUACAUAUAUACCCACAUGUAUUUUUGCACACAUACAUGUCACAUAUAUGAAUACAUCCACGCAUACGUGUUUCUACACACAACCACACACAGUCAUGUUUAACAAGCUUUGUCACUGGUAGUUAAGUGCUAGGUAAUUUGUGGAUGGUUUUUUUGUGGAUGUGACCGGAUUUAUUGGUUUACUUACAAGUGGAACAUCAAGAAGGGUAUAUAUAUAUAUAUAUAUACACACACAUAUAUAUAAUCUCACCAGGAGGAAAAAAAUGACACAACAAAAACUAAUAUAAGAUACAGUUAAUUAAUCUAUAUUAUUGAAAAUAAAUUAAAGAAAAAACAACAAGCAAACUACAGAGAAAAACAAACAAAAAAACCGACAACAAUAACACUAAAUAACAAUUGACGUUUGUUGUCAUUGUGGAUUCAAUACAAUUGUGAAUUUCAAGCAGGGCUUUACAUAUCCGGAGUUUGUACCAUUUUGGGGGUGGUUAAAAAGACCAGCAGCAGGCUUUAAAACGUUCGACAAACGUUCUCGUUCUUGCGGAACCAUUCUUAAUUCUUAUUAUCAUUACCACCACCAUCAUCAUCAUAAUCAUCAUUAACGUCACUACCACCAACUUCAUCAUCAUCAAUAUCAUUGUCAAAUCUUUUGCCAGUCAGCUGCUGCUCCCGCGUGCGUGUUUUUUUUUUAAUCCCAACACGUUUGGGUUCCAAUAUUGAUGCUGAAUUACAAACAACGAGUCAUGGAAGAUUUAGAUGCCCUUUUGGCUGACCUGCAGUCUACAACCGCGCACAUUUCGUCAUUCCAGCAGCAACAGGCGGAACAGGAACAAUACCAGAAUCGGCGGCCAGACAUAGUGAGUUCACAGUCGUCUCCGCGUACAUCCACCCCAUCACCUCUCCCCUCCCAGCUCACCGACCACAACGACACGUCACAGCUGAGGCGCAAUGACAAAGCUCAUGGGUGUUCCAGUUUGAAACAGCACAUUGCCCAAGAGAACUCCACUCACCAUCACCACCAUCACCAUCAUCAUCAUCAUCAACAGCAGCAACAACAGCAGCAUCAUCACAGCUACAGCAGUGAAAGGACAUCUAGUAGCAGUAGCAACAGUGGUGCCACCUAUCACCAGGAGAGAAGCAGUGCUAGUUCGACCCUUUCUCAAUCCAGUCUGCCAGGACUCAGUCCUGUAGGUUACAACAAACCAAUUGGAUCUGGUUCGGUGAGCAGCGGCAGCAACAGCAGUCUUGGUGCCAACGCCAGUUCACAGAUGUCGUCGACAAUCAACAGCAACUUGUCAGAGCUUGACCAGCUCUUGCAGGAUUUGAACUCUGCUCAUUUCCUGGAUGAAGUCAAUCGUAGAACCAACUCUAAUCAAUCUCAGUUUGUUAAUGGAAACUCCCAAAGGGUGGUCACAUCUCCUGGCCAAGUUCCAUCAUCAACUGGUAGCCAAUCUGUUCAACCCCCAGUUGCCCCAAAACCAAACCGUGUCGAAACCAACAACAGAGCUAAUGUAGAUGCCAUGUUGCACGAACUGGACCAUGGAGUCCCGCCCCCUCCCGUUGGUGCGUCUGUGGGUGCGUUACCCCCACUCAAUGUUACUCUACCACCACUCACUAAGGCCUAUGGAGAACCGAUCACACCGCCAUUCCCUGUGCCCCCUACGGGACCAGGCAACUUCUAUGAGGAUGCCCUCUAUGAUGACCCACAGGAGUUUAAGUCUUCCGCCAACACCACCGUCGUCACCGGCAGCAGCAGUUCAGGGUCCAGCAGCAACGCUGGCGUGCAGAUGAUGUCACACAGGGGGCACUCUGUCCCUGAUUCCCAGCGUCGCUUUGUGCAUGAAUCUUCACCAAUACCUGUGAUUGUAAUCUCCGAACCAGCCUCUGUCUCAGAGGAGACUGGCCACCGCCAGCCACCGUUGCCGUCGCCACCACUACCUAUGCCACCAUCAUAUUCAGCGUCAGUAGGCAAGGAUCCCUAUGAAGACCCACGUCAGACUGGGGCUACCACCCAGAUGUCAUCGACGACGCCUCCUCCACCACUACCGCCAUCUUCACUUCCUCUUUCUCAACCUUUCCCCGGGUUUCCCCACAUGGAAUCUGCAGUGAUGAAACAAAGUUCGCAGUCCUCCACUUCGGAUGGCAACUACAGUAGUUUCCAAUCAUCGGAGACGGUCAAAUCAUCUUCGAUGUCAACCCAUAGCACAUCAGCAGAUGAAACUUGCGGUACCACUGCAUUCACGGGCCUCGUUGAUGUCCCGUCUGCCUUUGCACCUGUCCAUCCUCUUGGACCAGCUCCAGUGAUUUCCGAGCAAAUGGAAUCAAAGACUUCCCAGAGUUAUUCAAAGCUGGAGAGCACCGACUCGAAAUCUGAAGUGAUGCAGAAGAGCGAACAGUCAACAAUGGAGCGAUCAGAGAAAUAUGCCAUGUCUUCAUCGACACUGCAACAACAACAACAACAACAACAACAACACCAACAACUGCCACAGCUUCAACAGCCCCCUUUGAUGAUGAUGAUGAUGAGUAACAAAAUGCAGAGCGAGAGUCAGGGCCAGGGCUUGCCCAUAGCGGACAUGAACGCUCCGCCUUUCCCUGUCCAGCAGAGCUACGAAACUAAGUCUGAGCAGAGUCACAUUUACAAGAAGAUUGAGCACAGUGACGUGUCCCAGGGUUUUCCCUGCCCACCGCCACCACCACCGCCCCUAGCUCCUUCGGCACAGCCGAUUCCGCUACAGAUCGGUGCUGGUCAAGCGGAUAGUUAUUACCAACAACAGCAACAGCAAUAUCAGCAACAGCAGCAGCAGCAGGACUCCAGCCCUGGUUACCAGGUGUUAUCUCCCUUCCAGAGCUCACAACACUAUGAAUCUAGUGUCUCCGAACAACAACAACAACACCAACAGCAGCAACAGCAAGAGGUCGUCACCUCUUCCAUGCAGCAACACUCCUCUGUAUCUGCUUCGGACAAUUUCCAGAGCCGACAGAUGGCAGGGGUCAACUCAGCCGCUACAACUGUGGGUCAGCACCCACAGAUCGGGGGCCAGGUCUAUGGCCAAAAUGCCACAUAUAUACAGCAGCCCCUCUACCAGGAAACACCAAUGAUGUCCCCACAAACAGCUUCUACCGCCACUCGAGAGCUGGAUGAGUUAAUGGCUUCACUCUCUGAGUUUAGGGUGUCAAACCGUGACAAUUCUGUGGCCCAGCAGGUUGCCGGUGGUGACCCAGCAUAUGCUAGACCACAUAAGCUCCGAAAUGAGAGUGCAGGGACAACAUCUGCAGCCACUUCCUCAAUGAGUGCCACCAGUGUGACUGCAAAAGGUGACCAGCUGGACAGUAUGCUGGGCAGUUUGCAGUCCGAUAUGAACAGACAAGGGGUGAGCACCAAAACCAAGGGCCUGUGUGCUGCAUGUAACAAACCUGUCGUCAGUCAGAUGAUAACAGCCUUGGGUAAGGUGUGGCAUGUGGAGCAUUUCACCUGUGCUCAUUGCAAUAUGACUUUGGGGACUAUGAGUUUCUAUGAACGUGACAAUAAAGCUUACUGUGAGAAGGACUACCACAGCCUGUUUGCCCCUCGUUGUGCUUACUGCAAUGGGCCAAUUGUUGAUAAAUGUGUCACUGCCUUAGAUAAAACAUGGCACCCUGAACAUUUCUUUUGUGGUCUUUGUGGACGAAACUUUGGUGAUGAAGGAUUCCAUGAAAGAGACGGCCAGGCAUAUUGUAGGGAAGACUUUUUGAAGAUGUUUGCUCCAAAAUGUGGAGGAUGUGCUCAACCAAUCAAAGACAGUUACAUCUCUGCUCUUAAUAGACACUGGCAUCCUGAUUGUUUUGUUUGUUGGAAAAUGUUUCUUGUAUAGUUUAAUUAUAUAGUU
Messenger RNA from Octopus bimaculoides (California two-spot octopus), 4364 nucleotides. RefSeq lists its product as uncharacterized. The record is from RefSeq and is a predicted model, not a curated record. Gene Ontology annotation, biological process: muscle structure development; heart development; actin cytoskeleton organization. Gene Ontology annotation, molecular function: muscle alpha-actinin binding; actin binding. Lineage: Eukaryota; Metazoa; Mollusca; Cephalopoda; Octopoda; Octopodidae. Gene Ontology annotation, cellular component: filamentous actin; stress fiber; Z disc.